AGGUCAGACUGCAUCACUUGGAUGCUUUAUCUGCCAGAGGUGUGUCAACGACAGUAUGACGUCAUGCUAUGAUGGUACCUUCAAUGAUGUUAGACUGAGUAGUAAUUAACUAAAAGUAACUUAUAAGUAUUAAUAAGAAUGCUUAGGUACAGUUGACUUGUAAUUACCUUGUAGGUGUCUAUAUUUGGCCCAGUUAAAGAGACCUAAACAAGCCAUGGCAGCUUGCCAGUAUUUUCAACUUGUGAACCAUAUUAUGAUUGGUUGUAAGGAUGUGAUGGCGUUCCUUCCAAGCUCCUCCCACAUGAGGUGACAGGAUUAGAAGAAUAAGUAGAGCCUGAUUAGUUUUUAGCAGCCUUGUGCAAAAUGUUUCUGGAGAGACAAACAAAAACGCAUGGAGUCUGACAUACUACUGUACGAGUUAAGGAGACGAUGGUGCUCUCCCUGGUGCUCUCCUCCUCAGGUCAACAUGUUCAACCUCAUGAGCAAUUGCUGCAGCUGGGUCUCCAAACUCCAGCAACCCCUGAGGAAGAUCACAGUGCUAGUGGUUGGCUUGGACAAGGCUGGAAAAACAUCUUGUGUCAGAGGGAUGUUGAGAGUGCCCCCUGGAGAUGUAGGUCCCACCCAUGGAUGUGUCCGCACUGAAUUAAAGCUGGAGAACUACUUGGUUAACAUUCUGGAUAUGGGUGGGGCUCCAGAGGUUCGGGGGUCCUGGAGAGAGCAUUACGGUGAAGCUCACGGCAUCAUCUUUGUGGUGGAUUCCAGUGACAGACAACGAAUGAAAGAGGUCAAAGAAGCUCUAGUGGACUUGCUGAAGCAUCCAAGAGUAGCAGGAAAACCUCUUCUUGUGCUGGCCAAUAAACAGGACAAAAUGAAUGCUCUGCUGGGAAAUGAACUCAUUGAAAUUCUCUCCCUAGAGAAGCUUGUCAACCAGAGCCGGUCCCUUUGCCAUAUUGAGCCAUGUUCUGCCUCAAUGGACCUGCGCCGCUGGUCCGACAGGAAGACCCUUCGAGGUCUCAGAUGGCUUCUGCGAGCCGUGUGCCUGGACUACCCAGACCUCUGUGCCCGUGUGAUGAGAGAUGGGAAGCGACCUUUAGGGCCAGAAGAAAAGGAAAGGAGAGGAAAAAUAGAGAAGAGCCGGAACAAAUCUAAAGAGGAGAGAACACGGAUAAGCAAAACAGAUAUCCGUCAAGAACAUCACAGUGAAACUGUAAGAAACAAUGGGACUCUGCAACCAAUCAAAAACAUUCUAAAUAAGGAGAACUCUUUAAAAAAGAAAUUAAGCAAAAAGAAGAAAGUGAAGGUUAAAAUUAAGAAGGAGAGUCCAAGCAGAGGAGUAAAUGAAGAAGAGGUGGAGGAGACAGAAGGAAAUGAAGCAGAACAGGAACACAGCAGCCAGAAAGAAAAAGCAAGCAGUGCAUUGCUGCCACCGAAACGUGGAAAGCUGAAACGCAAAGCCAAAGUAAAAGAAGAGAACUUGGGUAUACCAGAAUCCCCCAACAGUGAGGUCUCCAAACCCUCUAGAGGAAAAGAGGAAAGAAAGAGAAAAAAGAAGACUGUUACAGUAAAACGAAAGAACAAGAUAAACACAGAGGAAGUUCCCACUACUUAUGCACAGUCUGUAGAUCUUUCAAAUACUUUCGACCUUUACCGAAAAGCAAUUUUGGCUCUCAAAGCCCGACAGGAACAGGACAUUGUCUCGAGAUAGUGAAGAAAAAGGAUCAUGGACGUUAUCGCACAGAUUGAAGAAAUGGAUGGCUAAUGAACAUGCUGAACCACGUAUUGAUGUUGUUUACCCACUGGAUGAUGAGCUGAGCCCAUCUGCAAACUGCAAACUUUUGUAAAGACUUUUUGAGGUAAAUUUUCAUAAGAAUAUGUAUAAUUUGUUUUGUAUUAAGAGAUUAUUGAGAAAUCACUGAGAAUUAACUAUUCAGGAAGUUCUGUUUUGAAGAAAGACUAGCCUUCCUAUGAAGAUGAUAGUGUCCUAAAAUACUUUCGUAUUAUUAAGAUUUUUCAUUGUGACCUAACCUAAGACAGUAUCUGACGGUUUACCAUGGUGUACAUUGCAAUGACUUAUCUAUAACUUAUUUAUCUACGAACGCGAGAUGUGUUCUUUACAGGUUUGAAUAAGAAGUUGCCUACCCUUUUUUUGUGAAAUUGUAUUUAUUUGUACAUGUACCUUUUUAAAAAAUAUGAAUCCAUUUCAUUUUAGCCAAUUUGUACUUUUUAUAGAUGUGCGAUGGUUUUAUAAGGACAAAAAAUGCAUGAUGGGAUACUUAUUUCUCAGAAUAAUCGUCCCUGAAGUUUUUCCACCAAAUGAAAAUGAAAAAUAAAAUCCUGAACAAAACAUUGUGUUAUUUUU
This is a messenger RNA of Megalobrama amblycephala (Wuchang bream), 2359 nucleotides long. It is a transcript of the gene arl13a, whose product is annotated as ADP-ribosylation factor-like 13A. Lineage: Eukaryota; Metazoa; Chordata; Actinopteri; Cypriniformes; Xenocyprididae. The coding region runs from base 392 to 1705 and encodes 437 amino acids. Gene Ontology annotation, molecular function: GTP binding; GTPase activity. Gene Ontology annotation, cellular component: ciliary membrane; non-motile cilium. The record is from RefSeq and is a predicted model, not a curated record. The transcript is spliced from 10 exons. Gene Ontology annotation, biological process: receptor localization to non-motile cilium; non-motile cilium assembly.